GAAAGUCAAAUGGGCGGGCCUGGAAAAAGGAAAAGUACCCCAGAAAAAGCCCGACCCGACGUAGCCCGAGUCAAACCCGGCCCGAUUCAAGAGAGUCCAAUUUGGGCAGGGGGAGUCGCGAGCACGAUCAGCCUCGAUAUACUCUCUCUCUCUCUCGGCUAAGUCGGCUUGCUUCGCUCGCUCUACCAUGGCGUCCGCAUCAGCAGCAGCAGCAGCUCCGUCGAAGCCAGAAGUCUUGACUCUGUUUCGGUCUCUGCUACGCACGGCACGCGAGUUCUGCGACUACAAUGUGCGAGAAUACGUGAGGCGGCGGACCAUCGACGGAUUUCGCCACAACAAGGACCUCGCCGAUCCGUCGGCGAUCUCCGCCGCUUUCUCCGACGGGAAGAGCCAGCUGGAGGUCGCGAAGAGGCAGGCCGUCGUUUACUCUCUCUACGCUCCCGAGGUCAAGAGCGUCAUGGAGCUCAAGCGCUGAAAUCGAAGGCUCUCGUACGCUUUUCUCCAUUGGGUCGUCCUCUGGCGAGUCUUUUUGCUAGGGUUCUGUUCGGCGUGGCGUUCCGGGUAAAUGACUAGUAUGAGAAGGAGUUCUAUCUUGUAUUAUAUUGCGGUAUUGAGGAUUGAACAGCAUAGUGGUAUCCGCAGUUCAGCUUAAUUAAUGGUGAAAUCAAUAGUUUUGCGA
Messenger RNA from Rhodamnia argentea, 679 nucleotides. Its product is annotated as LYR motif-containing protein 4. Bases 188 to 475 code for a protein of 95 amino acids. Gene Ontology annotation, biological process: iron-sulfur cluster assembly. NCBI's taxonomy places the organism in Eukaryota, Viridiplantae, Streptophyta, Magnoliopsida, Myrtales, Myrtaceae. The transcript has a single exon. The record is from RefSeq and is a predicted model, not a curated record.